AUGACGACUAACGACAUACGCAAUCGGAAGCUUAGGGCUAAGCUUGCAUUUGACUAUGAGGAUAUGCCCAUGCCAUCUCUUCCGACCAUGAUGGAUCUUUACCUACAAAGCCUCGAAUCUCCCGCAACUCCGCCUCCUCGGGUCUACCCAGCCAAUUUUGCACCCGCAGACCCAAAGACUCACGAGCCGGCCAUACCCAAGGACUUCGAUAUCGCUAGCCUCACGUACACCGAUUACAAGGCGCUCAACCUCAGCUUUGUCCAGGAGCACGAGGUCAUCGGCCGCAUCCGCGAAGAAGUCCCGCUUAUCGAUCGAGAUCAAGUCGACAGCAUUAUCCUCGCAGACGCAGGGAAGCAGCUCAAAAACGGGGUUUUCACCUUGUGUAGAAUGAUGCACAUCGAUCCGAAGGCGGUGAAACUCAUGAUAGACCAGCAGUUUAGGGAGUUCUAUGGACCGGAGGUCUCUCGAGAGGUCUCGGCAGCGCUCACACCUGUUGCUGAGGUUCGUCAGACUGUUGUGGAUGAGGCGGACAAAAAUCACGCCGGCGAAGGAAAUAACGCUUCCGGCAGUAACACUCCCCACAAGACCGCAUCUACCCCAAGUUCACCGUCCGGUGUCGAGCUCACACCAGCUCCCGAGCCCGCCAACAAGAGAAUGAAACUCGGACCUCAGGAGAUAGCUAUCGAGCAAGUCAGAGAAGAUGAGCUUGACUUGAAGGAAGCGACGCCAGAAGUUUUUGCUGCACCUACUCACGACGUGCACGAGGCCACAAGCAUGAGGAACAGCAUGUCCGUCGCCAGGGAUAGUAUGCGCAACUCCAUUGCCGCCAGCGAUCGUUCCGAGACAGUCCCAGCCACCCCUAUGCCCGGAGCAGCAAAGAAGAGGGGCAAGCGAGCCCCGCCAACUCAAGCACUAAAGGAGAUGAGGGCAUACAAGGGACUGUUUGAGACCCCAAGGUCGGUUCCGGCCAUAUUGGGCAUGGUACCUGAUACGCUUCGCGGUCGCAUGCACAUGAGCAGCAUCGUAACGCGCUAA
Messenger RNA from Parastagonospora nodorum SN15, 1035 nucleotides. RefSeq lists its product as hypothetical. The record is from RefSeq and is a predicted model, not a curated record. The coding region runs from base 1 to 1035 and encodes 344 amino acids. The transcript has 2 exons. Lineage: Eukaryota; Fungi; Ascomycota; Dothideomycetes; Pleosporales; Phaeosphaeriaceae.